UAUUUGCAUACUGCGCAGUAUUUAGGAGGUGAUUGACGCUCCUCACUUCACUCUGCUCCUGCGACAACGAGGCGUUCUUCUGUUGGUUCUCUACAUAAAACCCUGAGCCUCCGCAAACAUGGCCGACAAACCAGACGUCACUGAAGUCGAAAACUUUGACAAAUCCAAGCUGAAGAAGACGGAGACUCAAGAGAAGAACACAUUGCCAACCAAAGAAACCAUCGAACAGGAAAAGGCAGAGUCAUCAUGAAGACCAGUCCUCCCCCUGCACUGUACAUUCCACAAGCUUUUGCCCUUUUUUUCAGACCUUUUCCAACAUGCAUUUCUGAUUAAUUGACUUAACAAUGGCUGUACACCACUCGCUUGCCCAAACGGCACUCUGUACAGUAAGGAAGGGUGGUUUCAUGUCGGCGUGGGUUUUCUGGUCAUCUGUUGCUGCAUCUCCAGAGUGGCGUCAACGAGCAGGCGUGCCAUUAAACAUCUGAUGGUCCUACAUUUGAUUGAUUGUAGCCCUACUCUUGGCUGCUUGUGAAUGCUCACCAAGCAAACUGUUUUGUAAAUCUGGAAUGCACAAGUUUGUUAAAUAUGCAAAAUAAAAAAAAAAUGUAAAUUGAA
Molecule: messenger RNA, 615 nt
Organism: Stegastes partitus (bicolor damselfish)
Lineage: Eukaryota; Metazoa; Chordata; Actinopteri; Pomacentridae
Gene: tmsb4x
Product: thymosin beta 4 X-linked
Exons: 3
Coding region: 119-250 (43 amino acids)
Biological process (GO): regulation of cell migration; actin filament organization
Cellular component (GO): cytoplasm
Molecular function (GO): actin monomer binding
Source: RefSeq, a predicted model, not a curated record